AUGCCCUCACUCCUUGCGUCUAACCUAAAGUUCGUCGGGGUUGUGAGUCUCGGGCUCUUAACGGGCCUCAACUACUCCCUCCACACCGUCGCCAUCCCCCCCCUCCUCACCCUUCCCACCGCCACCACCGCCAACACCACCCUCACCACCCUUAAAGCCGCCACCACCUUCCACCAAUGCGCCCUCACCCUUCUCGCCUCCUCCUCGCUUCUCCUCGCCUACUACAUCUCGCCGCCGCACAGCCGCCACCCCUACAUCCUCUGGGUGCUGCUGGCCACGGGCGCCGGCGCCAGCGUGGACGGCGUCACGAGCUGCGUCGCGAGCUGUGCGGGCGGGCGCGCCGGGACGCGCGGAAAGGCGCGGGAGGAGGCCGCAGCAAAGCGGAGGGAGAUUGUUGAGAUGGAUUCGGAGGAGGAGGAGGAGUUGAAUGGGGAGGAGGUGCGGGAGGGGUUGAUUAGGUUUCGGUUGCUGCAGGGGAUUAAGGGCGCACUGUGGGGUUCCGGGUUGGUCAUGGCCGUGGUGGGCAUUUGGGGAGAUGGAGCAUGA
Eremomyces bilateralis CBS 781.70 is the source of this 546-nucleotide messenger RNA. RefSeq lists its product as uncharacterized. The coding region runs from base 1 to 546 and encodes 181 amino acids. Gene Ontology annotation, biological process: autophagy of mitochondrion. The record is from RefSeq and is a predicted model, not a curated record. The transcript is spliced from 2 exons. NCBI's taxonomy places the organism in Eukaryota, Fungi, Ascomycota, Dothideomycetes, Eremomycetales, Eremomycetaceae. Gene Ontology annotation, cellular component: mitochondrion.